UCUGGUGCUCCGGGUUGCUGCGACACUCACUGAGGUUUGGACUUCAGCAGUGGUACAACUCUUUGAGACAGGAUACAACACCCACAGCAGGGGGCCAGGCUCAGCUCCCAGAGCCACCACUGUGGGGUGAGUCACAGACACAGAAAACACUGUCCAUUACUUCUUUUACACUGCGACAAACCUGCACCCAUAGUAAUGGUACAAACUUUCAAACCCCCCAGGGCCCUCCCAGUCCAUGAACCACUGUACAUCUGCCUUACCGGCAACAGCUAUUCCUCCACCAGUGUUUUUAACUUUGCCAUGCUGAGUUGGGUUGUUUGUCCUUUCAGAUGUCGGUGACGUUUGAGGAUGUGGCCAUGUAUUUCUCCCCAGCGGAGUGGGCGCUGCUGGGCGAGGAGCAAAGGCAACUUUACAGACACGUCAUGUGGGAAAAUUACCAGACUCUGGUCUCAUUAGGAAUCCAAAUCUCCAAGCCAGUGGUGAUCUCCAGCAUAGAGCGAGGGGAAGAGCUGUGGGCCCAGAGUCCCACAGAAGAUGAAGAUGAGGACAUCCUGAGUGGUACCAGCCCAGGGUUUCCAGAUGCAGAAGAGACCUGGGACUGGCCAGCAAUUGAAAGCUCCUUGGGCUUCUUCCUCACACAAAGCUCUUCCCCUGGAGCAGCAGGGGCGAGGAACCUAAUCAGGGCUGAGGGGCAUACUCCUGAGGAAGAGCGUGGCAACCUGGAGCCACUCAGGCCUUUCCCAGGGACAUCAGGAAAGAACCAUUCCAAGAAAUCUGAACGGGGAAGACACCACAAGAGGCAGUGCACGCCACAAAGGCAGAGGAAAAAUCUGACCAGGAAGGAGCCAGCAACCCCAAGAAGUCAUCAGAGGAGAUCCAGGUCACAUCUAAAGCCUCCUGCAGAGGGAAAAGCUGAGCCCAGAAAGACCCUAUAUACCUGCCAUGUGUGCAGAGAAGAAUUCAAGGUGCAGAGAGAACUGAUAAGCCACCACUGGAUGGUUCAUAGGAGACAGGAACUGUAUCACUGUAGCGAGUGUGGGGAGAGCUUUAGGAGAAAGAAGGAGUUCAGAGCACAUGGGAAAGCUCACAGAAAGAAGCGAGACCAUCCCUGUAUUGAAUGUGGGAAGAUAUUCCACCAGUUAUCACAUCUCAUUGCCCACCAGAGAAUACAUACAGGAGAGAGACCCUAUCACUGUGCUGAGUGCGGAAAAAGAUUCUUCCAUAUAUCAGCUCUUAACAUCCACAAGAGAGUCCACUCAGGAGAGAGACCCUUUGCCUGCGCUGAGUGUGGAAAGCGAUUUAUGGAUUCAUCAACAUUUCGUAAUCAUCAGGCAAUCCACUCAGAAAAGAGACCCCAUCGCUGUAAUCAAUGUGGGAAAGGCUUCAAAGUUAUAUCAAGUCUUACUAGACACCUUAAAAUCCACAGCGAAGAGAGACCCUUCUUGUGCCACGAGUGUGGUAAAAAAUUUUGCCUACGAGAACAUCUCAUUAGACAUCAGAGGAUCCACACUGGGGAGCAGCCGUAUUCCUGUGCUGAGUGUGGAAAAAAAUUCAGUCUCCUUCAAAGUCUCAGGAGACACCAGGAAAUCCAUAGUACGGGGAGACUCCAUCGCUGUGCUGAGUGUGGGAAAAUAUUCCGUCAUCCAGAAAAUCUCUCUAGACACCAGAGAGUCCACACUGGGAAACUCCAUCGCUGCACUGACUGUGGAAAAGGCUUUGUCUAUAUACAUCAUCUCAAGAGCCACCAGAGAAUCCACACUGGAGAGAAACCCUAUUGCUGCACUGAGUGUGGGAAAAGUUUCACCCAAUUGUCAGGCCUCACCAACCACCAGAGAAUCCAUUCAGGAGAGCGACCCUAUCCCUGCACACAGUGUGGGAAGUGCUUUGCUCACUCAUCAUCUCUCACCGAACAUCUGAAAAUCCAUUCAGGAGAGCGACCAUAUUCCUGCAUUCAGUGUGGGAAGCACUUUGCUCGCUCAUCAUCUCUUACUCAGCAUCAGAGAACCCACCCAGGAGAGCGACCAUAUUCCUGCGCUCAGUGUGGGAAGUGCUUUGCUCGCUCAUCAUAUCUUACUAAACACCAGAGCACCCACUCAGAAUAGAGACUCCUGACCUUGGUGUUCGAUGGAGGGAACCUCUUCAACCUCUCACUUCACCCUAUUCUCAAAGUCUGUAAAAGAGGGAGAACUUGCUCCCACUCUGAAAUGUUCCCACCCUUCACUAAGGAGACAUGAGUUUAGGUGCUGGAUUUGUUAAAAUAAUUUGCAUGGUCCUGGAGAUGGGAGCAUUAACCCUAGAGGUACUGAAACGUUCCAUUGUGGGCAUUAUGGGCUGCAGCUAAGAGAGAGAUGACUAGAGCCAAGACUGCACUUUGGAGGUCCUGGUUUCUCCCAAGCCGUUUGUUCACUGCGGCUCCCAUCCUCGUAGGGUCCACAAAUUGAAUUAAUAAUUUUAUUUUUUCUAUUUGGAAAAAGGAAUAAUGGGUAAAGAGUCUGGCAGAGACUGAAAAGGAGCUUUCGUCUCCUGAGGUAAUGAAAGGUUGUGACAUCCCCUGUGUGCCCCUCAUAGUAGUGAAUCAAAAGGAAGGUUGGUUUGAAUUUGCUUUGAGAGAAAAUUAUGAAGCAAACUGUCCUGAUAGUUGGCUUCAUGCAUAAUGCAGCCAGGGCCCUGUCUUCACAGCUAAUUGCCAGGCAAGCAAUACCAGCUAGGACUGGAAGGUUGGAGAUUGGAUUUUCCAGAUCAACAAACAGCAUGCCGUUUGGUUAUGGACUGCCUUCUUUAUCAUCUUGAUGGUACAUGCAAAUACUUGACAUCUAUGGAUGCUGCUGUCAUGAUUAGCGUGACUACAUCACGUACCCAUCAUCUAAUUCAUUGUGCCAUCAGAAGUCAUACACCAGAAAAAAGGCAAGGGCAGGGAUGAGAGAUGUCAGUUACUUCCUGUUAUAAUGGCACUUUUUUUUUUUAAUAAUUCAAAUUUGUGUUCCUGGAUGAGUUAGUGGCACUUUAAUGCCACCUAGGGCUUGUCUACAUAGAACUUAUCACUUACCAGAACACUCAUUUACAUCGCGCAGGUAUGUGGAAUAUACCGUCCUAAGCACUGGUGUAAACUGAGCUAUGUUGAUGGGAGAGCUUCCCUGCCAACAUAGCUACCACCUCUCAUAGAGGUGGAGGUGUUAUGCUGACAGGCAAGCUCUCUCCCAUUGGGUUAGAGUGUCUUGUAUGCUAGCUUGGUGUCUUGAACACUAGCGGGAGCUGUAGCACUUCUAGUGUACAUUCGCCCUAACACUUAGGGCUUGUCUACACUGCCCGCUGGAUCGUCGGGCAGCAAUCGAUCCAGCGGGGGUUGACACCGGUACUCCACCAGAACGAGGAGCGCAAGCGCAGUUAACAGGAGAGCGUCAGCUAUAGACUUACGGCAGUGUCUUCAUUUCGAGUCGAAGUGAACAAGUGCAACAUAUGUCAAUUGAGUAAGUGUCAUCUCAUUAAUGGUGAACCAGGCAUCUUAUUCAUUACACUGGAGAUUAAGUCCAAUCACAGAAAAAUUCUAAAAUGUGACCUUCAGCUGUUUCCACCAGCAAUUUCUGUGCAUGUAAGUUGAGAGAAAACAAAAUGCAUUUGGGGUGCUAUAUUAAAGUACUGUACUGCAUCUUUUCAGAUACGUGCAUUGACUGUUCAGAGAAAGAAAUAUGCCUAGGCCAGAUAAAUCCUUUGCCUACUCCUUUCCAUGUAACUGGGAUAUAAGAUUAAUAUUAAAAGUAGUGUUCCAAAUAUUGAUUAGUUCAGUAGAGAACAUCAAAGUGAUUUGAAUAAACAUUAGCACUUAUUAAAGCAAAGAUGCUGUCAUUACAGGCACAAAACUGUUAGGAUGACAUACAACACUGGGAACCAUUUUGUACGUUUCCAAAAACUUGAUCAAACCGAUAGUUGGCAGUUCUGUGAUGGAAUUCUGGAAUUUAAAAGGAACGGAAUUGGAGAUAUUAUAGCACAGAUGAAGAGUUCUCCAAGUAACUUGAAAAGUAAUGUAUACCAAGCCACACUACUACUGUGCAACUCUCCCAGCAACAUUAAAGACUGGUUUAACUAAUUGUAGUGUGUGUGGGAAUAGGGUUGAAUUAUCCCUUUAAGUUGUUUGUGAGCCCUCUGAUGGUACUUACUGUCGUCGAUGUUUUAGAAGGUAUCUGAAAUCAGUCUGACCACAGUGUGCACUAAGCUAGGUCUUGUAUGUUUGUAUAUAAAUAAUAAACAUAUUUUUGGGGGCCAAUUGUAUCUGAUAGUUUCUUCAUAUAAUUUUUGUUGUGCACCAUGCAAAAGACGUGACACUAAUGAUAACAUUUUAGAUAUUUAUACAACUAUGAAUUAAGUUCUGAUCAAUGUAGCCAUUUUGCCUGUUCUUAAUUUGUCUAAGAAGGAAGCAGGGUUAGUCCUACAGACUUCUUAAAUUGUAACUGUUGUCCAUAUAAACUAUGUAAAAACAUUAAAUCUGGA
Molecule: messenger RNA, 4485 nt
Organism: Terrapene triunguis (Three-toed box turtle)
Lineage: Eukaryota; Metazoa; Chordata; Testudines; Emydidae
Product: gastrula zinc finger protein XlCGF26.1-like
Exons: 5
Coding region: 330-2102 (590 amino acids)
Biological process (GO): regulation of transcription by RNA polymerase II
Cellular component (GO): nucleus
Molecular function (GO): DNA-binding transcription activator activity, RNA polymerase II-specific; RNA polymerase II cis-regulatory region sequence-specific DNA binding
Source: RefSeq, a predicted model, not a curated record